AUCACACUUCCUCCCUAUCAUAUCGCCAACACCGCGCACUUCGACCACGAACUGACAGCUGCGAACUCACGGGCACCAACUCACAGCCCCGGGACAGUGGAUUCGGGGGUUGGGACUUCCUGGAGGCUGGACAGAUGAGGGAUCGAGUCGGGUGAGAAUGCAGAUGGAUGACACCAGGUCUGCCGGACCGACUGCAUUGGUUUUUCCUCGGGCUUGAACGCGCGGUGUAUGUGCUGCAGCGCAUCGUGCCAUUCGUGGUAUUAGCAAACCGCGCCGCUGUACACUGACGUCAACCGCACUGAUUGCACACUCGACUGCAUGCUAUCAACCACUUCCAAUGACCGCAAACGCCGUAAGCAACCGAGGAGACGGCUCGCAGAGUGGCGGGGCGUGGGAGCUGGCUGCGCGAAUGGGCGGAGCACGAGAGCGCACGGGCAGGGUUUGACAGGUGUGUUUCUCACUGUCCGCUGUUCCUCCCAGAGUCCGCCGUCUCAAGACAUCGCCCCGCGUACGCACCGGAGGAUUGCGCUCAUUGUGCAUCUUGCGAUCAGAUGCGGGCGCGCCUCAUGUACACUCGGCGCAUUUCACGGCGCUCUCCCCAUUGCACCGAUCGCGCGCACCCUCAACUUCCAAUGGCCGACUUUCGGCGACCGCAUCAACGAACGAGACUGGGGGUGUGAGGGCAUGGGAGCAGGGGAGUCGGAUGGGCGAGCGGGCACAUGGGGCCAGUCCGCAGGUGCGUUUCUCAGCACCUCAACCUCUCACUUUCUGCUCACUACGUGGUUUGCGCGGCAUCGCAAACCUUCGCUGUCAUUUACACACACGCAACGCGUCAUCACUUUGACCUCAUGGGCCGACUCAUCUCACGAAUUGACCGGCACCACACUUGCGCAUCUUGGGGUGGAUGCGCAAAUGGGCGGAGCGCGAGAGCGCAUGUGGCAAGCUUCACAGAUCGUGUACUUCGCGCAUCUGGGAAUCAGAUGCAGGCCUGACGUAUACGUUUUGUGGCCAUCUCAUUGCGCCGAUCGCGCACCCUCAACGCCCAUUGAUCGAUUUUCGGCGACCAGACGGACGAAAAAGACUGGCGGCAGGGGGGCAUGGGAGCAGGAGAGUCGCAUGGACGAGCGGGCAGAGCACCAGGAAGGCCGAUGGAGGUAUAUCUACCGGUGAUCAGGACUUCUUGAGCAUGCACCUGGACAUGCUGCCCGGUGUAACAACGACUCAUCCCACGCCGCACUCGCGCAUCAUUGCCAGCCGACACAACAACGCCCUCUGCGUUCUCGCGGACAUCACCGGGAUGUGCAGGAAGGGGUCGACGCGUUUUCGGAGCCGAUCUCGCGACCUAGCGCGCGCUCUAUCGCAUUGUGCAGCAUAGGGGAGUCCGCCCUCUGUCCUCAUUUGACACUAACACCCUAGAUUGGGAAGCUCCGAUAGGCAAUUUCGAGGGUUGCCUCGUUGGAGUCGAGGAGUGGAUUGAAUGCAUUAGGGCCCUAACCAUGCGGGUGGAGGGGCGAGGCCCACAGAUAUUUGCUGCGCAGCAUCAACUCAUGCAUGAGUUGUGGUAUUCGGGCCAUAUCAGAUUUGGCCAGCAUGAUCACCUUACACCAACUAACGCCCAGUCGAAGCGCCAUUCAGGGGGAUUCCAUUGGGGACGAAAAUGGGCUCGCGCAAAGGGUAACAUGCGGAAUUGGAUGGGAUGGGGUGGCGGGCAGUGAGAAUCCGGAUAGGGAUCAAGUCCAUAACGUCCUUAAAACAUCGUGACGGUGCCAACAGCGUGAUGCUGAAGGGAUCGCGGAUGUAGAUCACAGACUUGAAGACGUCGUGACGGUGGCGACAGCGUGGCAGUGGGGGGUUUUACUCCGGGGUUUGAGGGAACGGGGAGCCCGAAACGGUGUAGUGGUCGAGAUGGUAUGGUGCCGCUGUCUCAGCCCCUUCUGCUGAUAUGCCUAGAGGUCAGAUCUAUGAGCAGAGAUUUCAGCAGUCUCAAAACGUCGUGGUGGUUACAACAUGGUGUUACUGGGAAGGAUUUAAAUAUUAUUCUUACAUGAGUGCGGAAAACGUCGUGACGGUCGAGACAGCAGGGUACUGAGAUGUUCAGGCAGGGGGUUAUGAUAAAUCUAAAGGUCAUGUGUUUGAGUAAUAGUUACCUUAGUCCAGAAAAUGUCGUGAUGAUGGGGACAUGGGGGCAUAGAUGCGUCAGUACAAAAUCUGGAAAGAAAAGGUUUCAACAGUGAAGAAGGCCGGAAGAAAUGUUUAUGUCUG
Messenger RNA from Mycena citricolor, 2262 nucleotides. NCBI's taxonomy places the organism in Eukaryota, Fungi, Basidiomycota, Agaricomycetes, Agaricales, Mycenaceae. The record is from the annotation of a GenBank genome assembly.